GGCGUGUACUCACGCUUCAAGUGUUCAAACUCCAGCCCUGGCAGAGUUGCUAAGUUAUUUCGACUGAGUUGAUCAGGGCCGAUUCUGUAUGUUCGUGCUCUAUCUGAUAGUGCAGUAUAUGCCGCUCCCAUCGAUCUUGCUCUCCGCUCCCACCUCAAGAGCCAGGUCAUCGUUUCUGCUCUGCAAAUAUUCUCACCGAUGUCAGAUAGGUACUUCCCCGAUCACGGUUAUCUUUCUUGAAGACAUCGUAACCAUGUCUAUCCAAGACACCACUUUGCCGUACGGACGUCAACAUGGUAAAGGCCUGCAAACGCUCCGCUUAUUUCGAGCACAUGUCAGGUAGAUAAGCACUGCCCUUGCUACCUAAACAAGAAGGUCGAACAUGCAGACUAUAGCCCAAGAAGUGGUUACGGCCACUGGUGAUGCAGGGUGACCCUUCAAGUUGUCAGCCGUGUGAUCAUCGAUACACUUACGGCCUUUCCGUUGGACCUUUUUGUUGGUAGCGAAUUAUCGAGGAUAGUCAUCAAAUGGAAAAGUUAACGUUGCCCUGCAAGUAUAAUACAUUGGCGAUCGGCGGCCUCUCCCUCACUCUUUGAAAUCGCCAUUUGACCCGCAGUUUCAUGUCGGAACUAGAAGAAUCUCUCUAUGCUCUUAACUGGAAUGACACCAUAUCAG
Messenger RNA from Suillus subaureus, 675 nucleotides. RefSeq lists its product as uncharacterized. NCBI's taxonomy places the organism in Eukaryota, Fungi, Basidiomycota, Agaricomycetes, Boletales, Suillaceae. The transcript is spliced from 4 exons. The record is from RefSeq and is a predicted model, not a curated record. Bases 89 to 343 code for a protein of 84 amino acids.